This is a messenger RNA of Vitis riparia (riverbank grape), 1207 nucleotides long. RefSeq lists its product as uncharacterized. The transcript is spliced from 2 exons. Bases 16 to 990 code for a protein of 324 amino acids. Lineage: Eukaryota; Viridiplantae; Streptophyta; Magnoliopsida; Vitales; Vitaceae. The record is from RefSeq and is a predicted model, not a curated record.
GCAUGUGACCUAUUGAUGAGGGUGAUCUACUGGCAUCCUCUUUUUGGAUGGCCUUCAGAUACUGACAACUUUUACAAGCAUAAAUAUUCUUUGCUUAGUCUGGGGCUUGGAAGGGGAGGACUGAACCAUAAUACGAGCAACAAGGCCAUGAAGAAGUCAAGCACAUUUCUCCCGCAGAGAUCUAAUUCAAUGGAAUUCCCAAACUUUCCUCGCUCAACAUCACUUGUCCUAAACAAGUCUCCUUCAGUUGAAUACCCAAGCUCUGUCAAUCCAACUCAGGGAGAGCCGAUGCUUCUUUCCUGUCAUCCUCACCCCCUGGCUCAGGUCACCUCACCUGACCCCUUCAUAUGCAUGGGCUGCAAGGAAUAUGGAGCAGGCACAAGGUUCACAUGCCAACAGUGUAACAAUCAACUACAUGAAUUCUGUGCCUUGGCUCCUACAACUCUCAAGAGUCAUCCUCUCCACCGCCUACACCCACUGGAAUUCUGUUCUAAGCCAGUUAAAGGCGGAAUUUUAGGGACCAAGUGUGAUAUUUGCAGCAAGCCAACGGCAGGGUAUACUUUCCGUUGCAGUGCAUGCAGUUUCCAGAUUCACCCUUGCUGCGCUAUGCUUUCUACUGAAAUGACCUUUGUGGUCCAUCCCCACCCCCUAACCCUGAUGCCUGCAAUGGCAUUAUCAAGUGGUGACCCUGGUUUCAGCUGUGGUGAGUGCAAAAGAAAGAGGUCAGGGCGGGUGUUUCAUUGCACAGCCCCAUCAUGUGAUUAUCAUCUCCAUGCAGUUUGUGCUAAGAACAUGGUUAAUGGGUUGCGUGCAAGUGGCAUCAUGAGCUUAGAAAAGCCUAGCAUGCUGGGGACUGCCGCAAAGAUUGCAUCUCAGGUUGUUAUAGAGUUCAUUGGAGGACUGAUUGAGGGGCUUGGACAAGGUGUUGGGGAUGUCCUGGUUCAAACUAUCGCAAGAGGGCGGUGCACUACUAGACGAAGAUUGGAAUGAAUGGGCACAAGCUGUUACCAUGUUCAACAAGCUCUUUUGUCUGCAAGUGUUUCAACUAGAAGCUUGAAUUUGAAAUUCUUAUGUUAAAUGUUUAUAGCUGAUUGGGGUUUGAUUAGAGGUGUGUUUGCUGUAUGUAAAAUUUAUUCUCAAGGGUAUUGUUUCAAUUUUCAUCCUCUGCAGGUAUAUAUUUUUAUUAAUGCACUCUAUUGUGUAUUGA